Pisolithus orientalis is the source of this 988-nucleotide messenger RNA. RefSeq lists its product as uncharacterized. The transcript is spliced from 8 exons. Bases 253 to 909 code for a protein of 218 amino acids. NCBI's taxonomy places the organism in Eukaryota, Fungi, Basidiomycota, Agaricomycetes, Boletales, Pisolithaceae. The record is from RefSeq and is a predicted model, not a curated record.
CGGAUACAAGUGACGAGCGGCGGGAACAGUUCAGGGAAAUCCGGUGGGACUUUUCUAGCUGCUGUUGACGAGUGGCUGAUUCCAAUGUGGGGAACAGUUUUACACCUUGCUAAACUCGUCCCACCCUAUCACAUCAGCAGGUAACGGCCGAUCGCCAGUGAGUUGGAGGCUUCAGUUCCUUGAGUAUGCUCACAACUUUGCAACCAGAACAGUGAGAUAGUAACAAAAGAGGCAAUUAAGUACUUCUCGGCUAUGUUUGGGAUCGAACACCUUGAAAAUUAUGUUGGGAGAAUAACAUUUUUCACGAAGCUUUCCACUGGAGAACUCGUUCCGGAAGCCCCCAAGGCUAUGCAUGGUUCUUCCGUCAACGCUUUAGUGAAGACAUUGCGUAGAAGGAUGGAACAUAGAAUUCAUAGGCAGCCCAUGAAAGUGGCACGGCGCGAGAUUGCGUCCAUAUCAAACACUCUCGGCAUUAAGCUGCUUGAAGAAAUGGCCGCUGUCUACACUCGAGCCUACCAUGUACUUUGUCCACUAAAGGGUAAUAUGGACAGAAGCUGCAUGGGAUGUGACAUGUCCGAACCGAUUACCAAGUUUAUUAGUAAUCUCCCCCCACAAACCACGACAUCAAGACGCGACAGUAUUCAUACCAUGGUGCAAGACAUCAAGACUCGCCAGACGGCACUUGAUGCCACAGAGAAUGUCGAUGAACAACUUGCCCUUGAAGAAGAUAUCACCGGAAGGAUCUUGUGGACUUGCCAUUCCGGCCUCCGUCCUGCGGUGGAACAUAUACCAGCCAAGGUGCUGCACAGUAUUCUAAAAAAUGACAAGAUAUGCAACCUGGUGGAUCGAGUCGAGGUGAGUAACUGGAUGCACACACGAACUAAAGUUAUUGAAUCACAGGCCGACUAGUUCUUCGAGGAAAUCUCCCGGGUCUUCAACGACGCACUAGCUAAAUUGCCGACCGAUGAUCAGGCUCACUUACGACGAA